AAAGAACGACAACGAAGUGCACCAAAAAUGGGUCGAGAGUGAUGCAAUAUGAAAGAUCUUCUGCCACUGUUACUAUUUCCAGGUUUGCAUGUGAAGCUGGUGAAGAAUCAAAUCAAAUCAAAAUCAAAAUCAAAUCAAACAAUUUGGAUAAGAUAAAAUCAAGAAGUGGGGUCCGAUUCCUAGCUAAUUUUAUAGCAAUCCUUUAUUUCGUCUAAUCGAUGGUGCAAAAAUUUGGAUUACAACGCAAUUCCCACUAUCAAUCGCUGAAGAACUCGGUAAGACUCUGAGUGGCUAAAGUGGAGAUGGAGGGACAAGAUCAGUGGCGACGGACUAGGGUUGUUAAGAUUGAAUCUAUGGAAUCGUGGAAUUUCUACUUGACUAAAGCCAUUCAACAAGAUUCUCUUAUUGUUGUGCACUUCACUGCUUCUUGGUGUAUGCCUUCGGUUGCCAUGAAUCCAUUUUUUGAAGAACUGGCAUUAACCUACCCGGAUGUUCUGUUCCUCACUGUCGAUGUUGAUGAGGUUAAGGAAGUGGCUGCUAAACUGGAGAUAAAGGCAAUGCCAACUUUCUUGAUGAUGAAAAAUGGUACUCAGAUUGACAAGCUUGUGGGUGCAAAUCCAGAAGAGAUAAGGAAAAGGAUAGGGGCAUAUACUGAGACUGUACAUGUUGCAUAAUGUAAUGUCCUUAUGGUUGGUUUAGUGGUGAUGGUAUAUUUGGUCUUGUAAUAUAUGGCUGUGGUUUUUGCAUCAGAUGGAGACAAGGUGUUGGUCUGGCUUUUGUUUAUGUGGUUUUAGCCCCUCAUCAUGUACAUACAAGUUUUUGAACUGUUUUGUGCUCUGUUUAAUUAGAACUACCAUCAUGUUAUUAUCCUGAACUUGUGAAAUUUAAUGAAAUGGGUUCUGGGUUUUGUUGUCA
Messenger RNA from Cucumis melo (muskmelon), 915 nucleotides. Its product is annotated as thioredoxin-like protein CXXS1. Bases 303 to 674 code for a protein of 123 amino acids. Lineage: Eukaryota; Viridiplantae; Streptophyta; Magnoliopsida; Cucurbitales; Cucurbitaceae. The record is from RefSeq and is a predicted model, not a curated record. The transcript has 3 exons.